Messenger RNA from Xiphias gladius (swordfish), 7621 nucleotides. RefSeq names its product 5'-3' exoribonuclease 1 (gene xrn1). The coding region runs from base 168 to 5339 and encodes 1723 amino acids. The transcript has 41 exons. Gene Ontology annotation, cellular component: nucleus. Gene Ontology annotation, molecular function: RNA binding; 5'-3' RNA exonuclease activity. Gene Ontology annotation, biological process: nuclear-transcribed mRNA catabolic process; rRNA catabolic process. NCBI's taxonomy places the organism in Eukaryota, Metazoa, Chordata, Actinopteri, Istiophoriformes, Xiphiidae. The record is from RefSeq and is a predicted model, not a curated record.
CGGACCACGGACAACUAGCUAGUUAGAGGCCGCUGGAAACAAAACCUGACCCCACUGGAAAGCAAGUUCAAAACCUUGACUGUAUUUCGUUACCCACAUAGCCAAAUAUCUGAUCAGUUUGGACCGCAUACUUAUUGGAUCCACAAGUUAAGAGUUUUGCGCUGAAGAUGGGGGUACCGAAAUUUUACCGAUGGAUUUCAGAGCGCUAUCCAUGCCUCAGUGAAGUUGUCAAGGAACAUCAGAUUCCAGAAUUUGACAAUCUCUAUCUGGACAUGAAUGGGAUUAUCCACCAGUGUUCCCACCCCAACGACGAGGAUGUCCAUUUUCGCAUCUCUGAGGAAAAGAUUUUUGCCGACAUCUUCCAUUACCUGGAGGUGCUCUUCAGGAUCAUCAAGCCCCGCAAGGUCUUCUUCAUGGCUGUGGAUGGUGUGGCGCCAAGGGCAAAGAUGAACCAGCAGAGAGGGCGGAGAUUCAGGUCGGCCAAAGAAGCAGAGGAAAAGAUAAAAAAAGCCCUGGACAAAGGAGAGGUCCUUCCCACAGAAGCUCGCUUCGAUUCCAACUGUAUCACUCCCGGCACUGACUUCAUGGCGAGACUCCAGGAGCAGCUCAAAUAUUUUGUCCACAACAAGGUCUCCACUGACAAGCUAUGGCAGAACGUCAGAGUCUACCUGUCUGGUCAUGAGACACCCGGGGAAGGAGAACAUAAGAUCAUGGAGUUCAUUCGCUCGGAGAACGCAAAGCCGGGUCACAACCCCAACACCCGCCACUGCCUCUAUGGCCUGGAUGCUGACCUGAUAAUGUUGGGUCUAACCAGCCACGAGCCAAAUUUCUCCCUGCUCAGAGAAGAGGUCCGCUUUGGAGGAAAGAAAUCCCAGAAAAGGAUAACAGCUCCAGAAGAGACAACGUUUCACUUACUUCACUUGUCUCUGAUGAGGGAAUACAUCGACUAUGAGUUCUCUGAACUCAGGAAUCAGAUUGGUUCUGAUUAUGACUUAGAGCGAAUAAUAGACGACUGGAUUCUGAUGGGAUUCCUAGUGGGAAACGAUUUCAUCCCCCACCUCCCUCAUCUUCACAUCAACCAUGAUGCUUUGCCAUUGCUGUACAAGACCUACAUCAGUGUACUGCCCAUCAUGGGGGGUUAUCUGAAUGAGAACGGCCAUCUAAACCUAAGAAACUUUGAGAAAUACCUGGAGAAGCUCGCUGAGUUUGACCGGGAACAUUUUAGCGAGGUGUUUGUGGACUUGAAGUGGUUUGAGAGUAAAGUUGGCAACAAGUAUCUAAAUGAGGCGGCUGGACUUGCAGCAGAGAAGGAAGCUGCUGGCAAAGACACCAACAAGAUAGAGGAUUAUUCCCUCUGUCUGGCAGCUCUGACCUCAUCAGAUGAAGUGACUGGAGAAGGAAAGGUGACGAUGGCAGAAGAUGAGGAGGAGGAGGACGACAUGUUUGAGACUGAGUUCAGACAGUACAAACGCACCUACUACAUGACCAAGAUGGGUGUGGAUGUGGUGUCUGAUGAGUUUCUAGCCAAGCAGGCCAAGUGUUACGUGGAAGGUAUCCAGUGGAUUCUGCACUACUAUUACCAUGGGGUUCAGUCCUGGAGCUGGUACUACCCCUACCACUACGCUCCCUUCCUGUCUGACAUCAGGAAUAUAUCGGGGUUAAAACUGACCUUUGACCUCGGGAAACCCUUCAUGCCCUUCCAGCAGCUUUUGGCUGUCCUGCCUGCUGCCAGUAUGGCACUGCUGCCUGAGUGUUACAGGCACCUGAUGACCAGUGAAAGCUCGCCCAUUAUUGAGUAUUACCCCCUUGACUUUAAAACGGACCUCAAUGGCAAGCAGCAGGAGUGGGAGGCUGUGGUGCUCAUUCCCUUCAUAGAUGAGAGGUGCUUACUAGCGGCCAUGGAGCCCUACAAUCACAAGCUGACUAAAGAAGAGAAAGCCAGGAAUUGCCACACAGAGUGUGCAGUCUACUCAUAUGACAGUGAAAUAGACUUCACAUACACGUCCACCCUGCCCCAGCUGUUCCCCGACAUCAUCCACUGCCACGCCAGGAUAGCGCACAUCCCCAUGGAUGCCUGGCAAGUGCCUCUGGACCAUGUCAGCAGGCGCGUCGACCGCUCAGCUCUCUACUUCUGUGGCUUCCCCACUCUACAACACAUCAGACACAAGUUUUAUAAGAAGAAGAAUGGGGUGGUUGUGUUCCAGCAGAGCAGCAGAGGGGAGAACAUGAUGCUGGACAUCCUACCCAGCCAAGAAGGAGAGACGCUAUGUGAUGAUGUUGCCGCGCAAGUCCUGGGGAAGUCUGUGUUCGUGAACUGGCCCCAUCUAGAGGAAGCUCGUAUCAUUGCAGUGUCAGAUGGCGACACCAAGUUUUGUCUGGAGGAACCGCCUGGUGUCCAAAGAGUGUAUGACAGGCCCUCCACUCCUCCUCCCACCAAAGUCAACUGCCUGUCUGACAAAGAGCAGAAGGAAUGGGUGAAGGAUGUCCAGGGAAUCACUGAACAUUUCCUGAGGAGGAAAGGCAUCGUGGUGAAUGAGACAGUGGUGGUUUUGUACGGCCAGUUGCUGACAGGAAGGAAGUAUGUCCCCAAAGCCAAUGGAGUGGUGGAACUAGAGAAACAGUGGUCCAAACAAGUUCUCCCUUUCGCCUACCAGACCGUGGUUAAGGACAUCAAGGCCUUUUACUCGUCUCUCACCUGUUUUAAGAGCUUAGACGAGCUCUUUCCUCAAGCAACUACUGUCUUCAUGGUGGGGAACCCGUACUACGGAGCCAUGGGGGAGGUGCAGGAUUCUAGUGAUGUCAUUAAAGAUGGUCGAGUGCGCGUGGUCUUCAACGUGCCACAUGAGCCGCAGCUGGAGCCCUUAAUCCAGAAUCAGCAUAAAUACUGUGUGAAGUACUGUCCCGGAUAUGUUCUGGCGUCUCGUCUCGGCAUCACCAGCUACCUUGUCUCCCGCUUCUCAGGAAGCAUCUUCAUUGGCAGAGGCUCUAAGAAGAAUCCCUGUGGGGAGCAAAGAGCUAACGUUGGCUUGAACCUGAAGUUCAACAAGAAGAAUGAGGAGGUUCCUGGAUACACCAAGAGAACUGAAAAGGAGUGGCUCUACUCUGCUGCUGUGGAAGAACUGCUAGCUGAAUACCUGGACAGGUUUUCAGAGGUAUUCAACACAGUGUCCAGAAACAGCCAUGAUGAUGUUUUCUAUGAAGAUGACAUCUGGCCUGGAGAGGACCAGAAUGGGGCAGAGAAGGUCGCUGAAAUCACGUCAUGGCUGAAAAGUCACCCAGUCAGCUCCAUCAGCAGGGCGUCAUGUGAUCUACAGGUGCUGGACUCUGCCAUAGUGGAAAGGAUCGAAGAGACAGUGGAGAAGGCUAAGGUGAAGAAGAGCACCAAGAAAGUCCGUGUGACCGUUAAGCCUCAUCUGCUCUUCAGGCCAUUGGAGCAGCAGCAGGGUGUGGUUCCAGACCCAGAUGCAGAGUAUCGCCUCUUUGACAGGGUGGUCAACAUCAGGGAGAGCUUCACCGUCCCACUGGGACUCAGAGGAACUGUUAUCGGCAUUAAAGGAGCGGAGCGUGAGGUAGAGGUUCUCUAUGAAGUGCUGUUUGAUGAAGAAUUUGCUGGUGGACUCAACAUCAGGUGUACGUCACCUCGUGGUUACCGCCUACCCCCCUGCGCUCUCAUCAAUCUUUCCCACGGAGCCCGAGUGGAUCACACCUCCCACAAACUCACCGCCAUCGUCAAGCCUCAGCCCGCCGCUGGUGCUAACUUCAACGCACACCGCCAGCUGGCCGGCCUCAACCAUUCGCCACGGUCACCCUUUGUACCCACACAGCAUAACAACAAACACGGCGCGGUGAAGGCAGCCUCCCAGGGCAACAGGAACUCUCCCUCUAAGGGUCCCAUCCAGAAACAGCAGGCCAAGAGUAAAGAGGAGUACAGUAAUGUGUGGCAGUCUUUGCAGAACUCAGGCCCUCCUAGCAAACCACCUGCUCACUGGCAAAAUAAUGAAGGAUACCCCCAACAGGGGAAAAACCAGCACACAACCUCCAACAAAGCUCAGGCUCCAGUUGGUGGCAUCAGACUGUUGAAGAAAAAUGAAGACGUUGACUCCCUUUUCCCCUCACAGACCACAGCCAAUAAGGCUUCGACUGAGUUUGAGGACCUCAUUGCCAGUCUAAAGAUCUCUAAGGGAAGCCAGCAGACCCCACCCCCUCCUGCUCCUCCACAAGCAACCACCAGCCAGUCAGAUGGGCCAUUGUCUCCACAAUCCUUUGCCAUGAAGGGAACCCUGGUACUGAAGGAGAUGCUGAAGAUUGACAGUGCUGGAACAGGAAGUCCCUCUCUCCAGGACACAGCUAACACCACCCCCUCCGUAGGUCAGCAGCAGAACAGGAGACGAUCAUUCAAGAAACUAGCGGCAAAUAUGAAUGCUCCCCAUGGUGACACAGUUGCAUUAGCUUCUCCUGCGUCAGCCCCCUCCACCAACCUCUCCAACACUGUGCUGACCAGUAAGGUGUCUGAGUUGGCAUGUGUCUGUGUGGGUUUAGGCAUGGCACCACCCGAGUUCAGCUAUAUACGAAACAGACAGGGUCUAGUAGUGUGUCAGGUGAAGCUGUCCAAUGGGUUGAUGGUUCACGGUCCGCAGUGCCAGUCAGAAAAUGAUGCCAAGGAGAAAGCUGCCUUCUUUUCCCUCCAAAGACUGAACUCAGUGGGAUCGGGCUUCCCCCUCCCACCUCCUCUAUACCCAGGAGUGGGUCAGAUACGACCUCCACCCAUAGGAGCCAUGACCCCGGUCUUCAACCAACAAGGUGGUUUGCUGUUGCCCCCCCAGGGCUAUGCUCCUGCCCCUCUGUGGGGGAUGGCGCUGCCUCCGCACCACCAGAGCCAACCGUUUUAUGGAGCCGCAGGAACCUUCCCCGGUGCCGCCCGCCCCCAGCCUGCAUCCACACUGCCCAUCGGCUCACACAACCAGUUCAUCCCGUUACAGGUAACCAAGAAGCGGGUCUCAGCCAACAAGAAGACCCAGGAAACUCGAGAGUUUUACAGCGCCGCCCAAACCGUGGCCAGAAACCAAUCACAGAAAGCCCAGAACCAGCUGUCUGGCCAAUCACAAAUUCAGAGUGAACCACAGAGCGGUAAAGUCGACCAGCCACACCAACAUAAUGACAACAGCAACCCCUCUUCGUCCAGCACCAGUCUAGCAGAUGCCGUUUCCAUGACGACAGCAGCCCCGCACACACCCCCUCGACAAAACAUCUCAGCAACAGGCCACAACCCCGGCUCUGCCUCCAAGAGGAAGCACAGGAAGCUGGCUGUCAACUUCGAGGCGGCUAAAGUCUCAGACUGAUGAGCUGGUGUUUCUGUGUGUGUGUGUGUGUGUGUGUGUGUGUGUGUGUGUGUGUGUGUGUGUGUGUGUGUGUGUGUGUGUGUGUAUGUGAGAGGACAGAGGUGUGUGUAGUGUUUUUAAGUUGCUGUUUUAUAGCCUGACUCAGCAUCUCUGAUCAAAACCUCCUCAAUCGGAAAGUUUCUUUCCGCUCAACAUUUCGCCGUCGAACGCAGCGCCAGUUGAAACGGGGGCCCAGAGCAAACUUUGGAUUUAAAAAAAAAUCGAAUUAUGUUGUUCGCUUGAGCAAACAAAAUUAUUCCCACUUUUCCUUUUCCCGUCUGCCUCAAAACGCAGCUCAGAAACAUCAAGCCUGUGCGGAGUUCCAUUCUCCCUUCACCUCUUCACUCAGAGCUAUGUCACUGCAGAUGUCUACCAAGCCUGGUUAUUGCAGUUCUCCACUCCUCCGAGAUGUUGCCUUCUCAAGCUUCUUUGUGGCCAGUGUGAACCUACAGGGUGCUCUACAGUUAGCUUACUGGUGUGGAAAGGAAUCCAGUAUACCGGCUAGAAGAGUAGGGUGCAUUCUGGGAUGCGGCCAUAACUCCUUUUGUCUUUCUGUGACGCUUUCUUCGAAUAGGUUGAAUUUGUGGACCAGAAUUCCUCUUCAUUAGCAGAAUUGACUAAAGUUGUAUUUCUUUGAAUCAGAACACCAGAGCUCUGUUCAGCAGACUUAAAGGAAAACUUUGAUUUGUUAUAGGUUUUUUUUUUUUUUUAAAUUCUUGUCCAUUGAGCUUGGUCUGGUUGAGAAUGCCCAGGACUGAAGAACAUCUAGUGGAGUCAAACCGUGCCUAAAAAGUGCAUAGUCUUUAUUAAAUAUGCAUUUUAGGGAAAAUUCAGUAAACAAAGAGCUACUCACCAGUCAGCGUGUUGAAACUUAAUACACCGCUCAUAUUGGAAAACGUAAUAAAUAUUCUAGUCACUAAAAUCAGUGCAAAACAAGUAUCAUAUGAGUCAGUGUUACUGGGUAUUUUUACGCCGUGCAGCCUCCACACACGUCAGCUCCACUUGUUGCCUUGUAUGUUUAGGGUCAGGAGAGUUGUCACGCUGACUUUAGCUGCUGCUGCCGUCCCAGCUCUGGACCACGCGGCAGACAUUCACGCCAACACGGACUGAGAGCACGCAUUUGUUGAGACCCAUCAUGCUCCUGGUCACACAGUGGCCGCCAUCAUUUCGGAAAACCCUCUUGGAUCAAAUUUCGAUCUUGGUUCUCAGGGACACGUAGCCAUGGCAGAAGCCCUCUUCAGACGUUGGCCUCAGAUUUGCACUGCAGUGGCAACCACUGCCUGCUUUCACUUUCAUAAUGGUAGACAUAUUAUGUUACUUACAUGUACGUAUUUUAGAAAAGUAGUUUGGAUGGACAUGAUGCUGUGUUGGCCUUGUUUUGUUUUUUAUGGAGUGUUGGUAAUAUUAUGCAGAAAGCAGCCUUCUCUAAUGGCUACGAUUGUACAUACUGGUCACAGUCCAUGAAUCAUUACAGUCAUUUGUGUCAGGAUACAUCAUCUUUGUCAGGUUUGGAUCAGCGAUGUUGUCUCCCAUUUAAUUUUGAUUAUUAUUUCUUAUCCAGUUCCACCGCUUUUUAUUUCCCUCAGACUUUUGACACUUUUUCUGCAUUUUUACACUGUGUUUAUGGUGUGUUAAGUUAAAUGCAAACUGUCUGAGCACAUUGCAGAAUUACAUGGACAUGAGAGCUGAUCGGAAAAGAGCCCCCAACCCCUACACACACACACACACACACACACACACACACACACACACACACCCGCCCAUACAUGUGAUUAUAAAGCCACUGCAGAGCUGUUUUACACCAGCAGUUAACCCAAAACCUGACCCAACCUACAAUAAUAAGAGAGUUCAAAUCUCCAGAGGAUGUUUUUAACGUCCAUUUUAUUUUAUGAACUGGACCCUGUGAAGUCCUCUAAUUUUAUUGCUGCAGUCUCCAAGCUAAUUUUACAUUUAUUGACUUCUGUUGGACCUAGAGGAUCACUUACACUGCCAGAUUCCAAAAGCAACUUGAUACAAGAUCCAUCUUUCUGUUUGUAAUUGUAGGGUACCUGGAGAUUGUGGCUGAUUUUACACAGGUGCAAAAAAAUUGACCUUUUUUUUUGUUGUUGUUGUUGUUGUCUAUUUUCUCUCUUCCACUAACUAAUUUAACAGUUUUCUUGUGAAAGUGGGAGCUCGCAAAGUUUAUACCAAUACCAUGUACUUUUGAGAUUUUUAAUAGAAAUGAGAUAAAUGCAAUGAUUUUA